CAUCCCACCCAACGACCCAAGUAUUCAUUCCCCAAAAGUAUAAUUCGUCGCUACUCUUUAUAUAUAAAUAAUCCCAGCUUUUCUUGAAAAAUGGCGGUCGCCGGAGGCGGCAGCUGCGCAAACAUGGUUAACACAGCCAUACACGUCCUCAAGGGGCGGUGGUUCAUGGUGUUCGCCACCAUUCUCAUCCUCUCCGCCUCCGGCGCCACCUACAUGUUCGGCCUCUACUCCGGCGACAUAAAGUCCACUCUGGGCUACGACCAGAGCACCCUCAACUUACUCAGCUUCUUCAAGGACUUAGGCGCCAACGUCGGCAUCCUCGCCGGCCUGGUCAACGAAGUCACUCCGCCGUGGGCCGUGCUCACCAUCGGCGCCGGCCUCAACUUCUUCGGCUACUUCAUGCUCUGGCUCGCCGUCACCGGGAAAAUCCCAGCCCCGAAAGUCUGGCAGAUGUGCCUGUACAUUUGCGUCGGCGCCAAUUCCCAGUCAUUCGCCAACACCGGCGCUCUGGUCACCUGCGUCAAGAACUUCCCCGGCAGCCGCGGCGCCGUCAUCGGCCUCCUGAAAGGCUUCGUCGGCCUCAGCGGCGCGGUGUUCACCCAGCUGUACCACGCGAUCUACGGCGGCGAUUCCAAGUCCCUGAUUCUGUUGAUCGCGUGGGUCCCGGCGGUGGUCUCGGGACUCUUUCUCCGGACGGUGAGGAUUAUGAAGGCGCCGUCGAUCGCCGACGAGCUGAGAGUGUUCUACAGGAUCCUGUACGCGUCCCUGGGAUUGGCCGGGUUUCUGAUGACCAUUAUUAUUCUCCAGAAGAAAUUCGGUUUCAAUAGAACGGAAUAUAGUCUUUGUGCCGCCGGGGUUCUUGUCCUGCUCUGUUUGCCUCUCGGGAUUGUGAUCAAGGAGGAGAUCGGAAUUUGGAACAAGAAGAAGAUAGCGACGGUUGUCGUCACGGUAGACCAGAGGCCGCCGUUGACCGGUGGAGUCACCGGUGGUUUAACCCAAGAAAGCGGGAAGACAGAGAAAAUGAGCAUCAAAUGGUGCCGGAGUUUGGAAAGCUUAAGAUCAACUCCAGUGGAGAAAAGCGAGGUUUCUUGCUGGAAGUCGGCAUUCCGGCCGCCGGAGACGGGGGAAGACCACACUAUAAUCCAAGCGCUCUUUAGCGCCAACAUGUUGAUUCUCUUAUUAGCCACAAUCUGCGGCGUAGGAGGGACGCUGACGGCGAUCGACAACUUGGGACAGAUCGGGGCGUCGCUCCGGUACCCGAAACAGAGCAUCGGCACAUUCGUGUCUCUGGUGAGCAUAUGGAACUACGCCGGCAGAGUGGUCGCCGGAUUCCUGUCGGAGCAUUUCCUGGCGAAGUACAGGUUCCCCAGAACUCUGAUGCUCACGGGAGUCCUUCUGGCGGCAGUCGCCGGCCACCUGCUGAUCGCCUUCGACGCCCGCGGCGGGCUCUACGUGGCGUCGGUGAUCAUAGGGUUCUGCUUCGGGGCCCAGUGGCCGUUGAUUUUCGCCAUCAUCUCCGAGCUCUUCGGGCUCAAGUACUAUUCCACCCUGCUCAAUUUCGGGUCGGCGGCGAGCCCGAUCGGGUCGUACUUGCUGAACGUGAGGGUGGUGGGGCACCUGUAUGACAGAGAGGCGGAGAGGCAGAUGAGAGCGUUGGGGAAGACGAGGAAGGGAGGGGUAGAAUUGGAAUGUGUUGGGGUUGAGUGCUUCAGAUUGGGGUUUCUUAUCAUCGCCGCCGUCACGGUUUUUGGAGCCGCCGCGUCGGCCGUCUUGGUGGUUCGGACUAGCAAGUUCUACAAGAGUGACAUUUAUGAGAAGUUCCGGGAGGAGGCCGAGACUGAACCAAAUCGGAGUACAAAUCUGGCACAGAACUAAAGUAUCCUUCGAAAUCUUAAGAGGAACAAAACUUUUUUUAAGGUACUUUUAUUUAAUUUGUUGUUGAUGUAUAAUUGUAUAAAUAUACUCUUGAGAAUUGAGAUUGAGUUUUAUUGUCAUCGCCGCCGUCAUGGUGUUCGGAUCCGCCGUGGCGGCCAUCUUGGUGGUGAGGAUUAAGAGCAUUUUCAUUAGUGAUGUUUGAAACAUGUCUAAAAAUAAUGUCCAAGUUAUACUGGACAUUUAGUUGAAUAAUGACUAAUGGUCUUA
Molecule: messenger RNA, 2142 nt
Organism: Cuscuta campestris
Lineage: Eukaryota; Viridiplantae; Streptophyta; Magnoliopsida; Solanales; Convolvulaceae
Source: the annotation of a GenBank genome assembly